This is a messenger RNA of Paramisgurnus dabryanus, 3329 nucleotides long. RefSeq names its product RNA guanylyltransferase and 5'-phosphatase (gene rngtt). Gene Ontology annotation, molecular function: ATP binding; mRNA 5'-triphosphate monophosphatase activity; mRNA guanylyltransferase activity. Gene Ontology annotation, biological process: 7-methylguanosine mRNA capping; protein dephosphorylation. Lineage: Eukaryota; Metazoa; Chordata; Actinopteri; Cypriniformes; Cobitidae. The record is from RefSeq and is a predicted model, not a curated record.
ACUGCAGGCGCUGUGAUAGGGUUACACACACAGAGCUGUGGGACAACGUGGAGAAAUUACUGUUUACUUCUGAACAAGGUUUAUGUAGCAGACGUUUCAUGGAGCUUAUCUCGUGAAUGCAAAACCAAGGCGGAACCUUUACCAGCACGGAACUCAUCAUAAAGGCGCGAAUCACUGGUAUUCCCGGGUCUGCGUUUAAGGCCCAAUCAGCGGAUUACUGGAGAUCCUUUAGCCCGCUCUAUAGUGUUGAUCUCCGGCGCGGCUGAACGCAGACUGCCGCUCGGAUCAGGACAGGAACAUGUCUCAUACCGGGCCACCUCCUCGAUGGAGGAAUUGCCCUAGAAGAGGUCAACCCGUGGCUGGUAAAUUUUUGCCCAUGAAGACCAUGCUUGGACCACAGUAUGAUGAUAAAGUCCCAGAGGAGAACAGGUUUCAUCCUAGUAUGCUGUCUAACUAUCUUAAAAGCUUAAAGGUUAAGAUGGGUUUGCUGGUGGACCUAACCAACACAAGUCGCUUUUAUGAUCGGGCAGAGAUAGAAAAAGAAGGAAUCAAAUAUGUGAAGCUCUCCUGCAAAGGUCAUGGUGAGUGCCCAACGGUGGAGACCACACAGAUGUUCAUCAGAUUGUGUGAGCACUUCAAUGAGAAGACACCCAUGGAGCUUAUAGGCGUUCACUGCACGCACGGCUUCAACCGCACAGGCUUUUUAAUAUGUGCCUACCUGGUGGAGAAAAUGGACUGGAGCAUCGAGGCGGCAGUGGCGGCAUUCACUCAAGCUCGGCCCCCGGGCAUCUAUAAAGGAGACUAUCUUAAAGAGCUCUUUCGUCGCUAUGGUGAUGUGGAGGAUAGCCCACCCGCCCCCUCCCUUCCUGAAUGGUGCUUUGAUGAUGACGAAGAGGAGGUGGAUGAUGAUGGGAACAACAUCGCUCCGGGCUCUGAACCCAGCUCCUCUCAUUCCAGUCAGGCCAGAAAGAAGAAAGAACGACUUAAACUGGGCGCUGUGUUUCUCGAGGGGGUGUCUGUCAAAGGAGUCACUCAAGUAACGACGCAGCCCAAGCUCGGCGAGAUACAGCGGAAAUGUCAGGAGUUUUCCGAAUGGGACAGAUCUGGGUUUCCUGGUGCUCAGCCCGUAUCGAUGGACCGUAAGAACAUUCGCCUCUUAGAACAGAACGUCUACAAGGUCAGCUGGAAGGCAGACGGCACACGGUACAUGAUGUUAAUAGAUGGAAAGAAUGAAGUGUAUAUGAUUGACAGAGACAACUCUGUCUUUCACAUAUCCAACCUGGAGUUUCCCUUCCGGAAAGAUCUACGCAUUCACCUUUCUAACACACUUUUGGAUGGGGAGAUGAUUAUAGACAAAGUGAACGGUCACCCCGUCCCACGCUAUCUCAUCUAUGACAUCAUAAAGUUUAGCGGCCAGCCCGUGGGUCAGUGUGAUUUUAACAGACGUCUGCUGUGUAUCGAGAAGGAGAUCAUCUUUCCUCGCUUCGAGAAGAUGAAAAUGGGCCAGAUCGACAAAGCCAAGGAGCCUUUCAGCGUCAGAAAUAAGCCGUUCUUCGACAUUCAUGCUGCACGAAAGCUUCUUGAAGGCAGUUUCACUGCUCAGGUCAGCCAUGAAGUUGAUGGUCUUAUCUUCCAACCUAUAGGGAAAUAUAAGCCGGGCAGAUGUGAUGAUAUCCUGAAGUGGAAGCCGCCCAGCCACAACUCGGUCGACUUCAGACUCAAGAUCACCAAAGUUGGCGGGGAGGGACUGAUCCCUCAGCUGGUGGGCCUUCUGUACGUGGGCAGCUAUGAGAGACCCUUCGCACAAAUGAAGGCGACAAAGGACCUGAAACAGUACGACAAUAAAAUCAUCGAGUGCACGUUUGUUAAUAACAGCUGGAUGUUCAUGAGACAGAGAGUUGACAAAAGCUUCCCCAACUCAUACGAUACAGCCAUGGCCGUGUGCAACAGCAUCCAACAUCCCGUCACAAAGGAAAUCCUCUUUGAAUUUCUGGACCGCAUCGCCCAGGCGCAGUCGCGCAAGCACCCUGCCGACUCUGAGCUCAUGCCUCCGCCGGCAGCAAAGAGACCGAAUCAGACCGUACCAUAGACACACACACACGACAGAAGAGAAGUGCUCUGUAUUUUUUUAUUGCAGAUAUAUUCGGCAGCUCUGGUGGUGGACGCCGCGAGAGAUGUUUUGCUUUUCAGCCUCAUUUGGCUUCUGUUCUCGAUGAUGUCAAUAAGUGAAACUAUUUAAAAAACAUUGUUUGGAGUUUCAACAUUGAAUGUUGGGAUGCGUUCUUAUUUAAGGAAAAUAAAAAUAAAAAAGGAUUUGAACGUAUUUGUUUUCUUUUUUUACAUUCUGUAUUAUCUUGCCGCUAUUUGUUUUUAUGUUCAUACUGAAGUAGACUAAGACCCUCCAAAACUCAACAGUUUCCCAUCACUUUUCUUUAGCAUUGAUCACAGCUGAAAACUGGAAUCCACUGAGUGUACAGAUAACACAUAAACUGAUGUCCUGUGACUACUUUUGUAUUUUAUUUUUAUUUGAAUGUUUGAUAAAAUGUUGCCCCAGCAGUUUUGUUCAGGUUUGUUUCUUGUAAAUCAGCAGGUGUAUUUAUGCUUGCUUUGAAGGAAGAAAUCUUACUAAGUUAAAAAUCGUCGGCUAUGUCAGUAGCAUAACAGGCGUGUUGAUAUAUACUUACAUUGGGUAAUAUAUCACAUGAAUUUAAAUAUGAUUCAUCACAUUCUGUCUAUAACACUUCUUAUAGGUGUAAUUGAGUUAUAUGCUAUGGUGCUUUUAAUUAAGUUUACUUUUAAAAUUAUUACAAGCUUUAUGUUAGACAGGCAUAUUGGUAGCCCUCCAAAAUUAAUGACCCGAUAUGUCGUUUGUGCAAGCAGGUUAUUGCGGCGUACAGUUACGUUUUAGGGUUUUUUAUGACCUGUUGUUUUGGAUUUUGUAUGCAUUUAAUGUUCUGCAUUUGUAAAACUUGAAAUGGCUUCAUAAACAUUUAUGGUUUUAAAGAUAUUUUAGAGCACUUUUCUCCAACAUGGUACCCACUGGCACUGGGUUGCCCACACAGAGUUUGUGAGGUGCCCGCCAAAGCACAUUCAUUUAAUAGCCUCAAGUUUAAUAUUUAUUUAUUACAUAUUUUUAUGAAAGCUUGGCUUCUUUUAUGUAUGUUAACAUUUUAAACAAUGAUCAUUAAAUAUUCAAAAAAAAUAAUUGACGACGGGCAGUUUAAUUAUUCAAAUAUAAUGCAUAACCACAUUGUAAUCACCUUGGAUUUUCGAAUAUUUCGGUAGACGUUAUCAGUUAUUCCUUACAUGAAAUGUUUUGAGUAGACCUU